Molecule: messenger RNA, 834 nt
Organism: Harpegnathos saltator (Jerdon's jumping ant)
Lineage: Eukaryota; Metazoa; Arthropoda; Insecta; Hymenoptera; Formicidae
Exons: 6
Coding region: 453-770 (105 amino acids)
Source: RefSeq, a predicted model, not a curated record
UGCAGCCAUGCCCGCUCUCAGGCUUCUCUCUGCCAGUAGUCGCUCUGAGGCUUUUCUCUGCUGGAUACAAUUAAUGAUAUAUUUAAUCAAUUUUUAAUUAUUAAUAGUUUUUAUCGUACAUUGUACUGUCGUCACCUUGAGCUCAAAGCAAACAACAACAACAAUAACAACAGUAACGCAUCCCACAGGAGAAGAGAUUUCGAUAAAACGUUGAUCUAUAUAUCAUGCAUCCAUCGGCAGUCGUUAUUGAACAACCACAAAUGGCGGAUGAUUCAUGGAAAACUCCACAUUUUCGGCAGAGCGUGGUUGCGAAGAUAGAUGAAGCUGUACAAGUAUCUGGGAUGCCCACAACAAGGAAUAGCGUUGAAAUGGAAAAUCAUGUUUUUCAAAAGGCAAAAACCAAGGAGGAGUACCUAGGUUUUGUGGCCAGAUUAAUCCUUCAUGUCUGAGAAAUGAAUUCCAAGAAGAGAACAGCUGGUAAUGUGCCAAAUACUACUGGUACCAAUAAUCAAGGUAUGCUAGAUCCAAUUGGUGCGCUUCAGACAUUGGCACGUCAAGGGACUGGAAAUAAUCAAAUAAUGGGCAUGAGAGGUUCUGGUCCUAAUCAUCAAGGCAUAAUUCCACAACCACCUGCAAGUACUGCAACUAACCCAAGUUCAUCACGAAGGGGAGUAAGUGCCGGCAAAAGUCGAGUGAUUUGGAAGGCUCAUCGUGGACGUGGAGGAGCAAGACGCGGCCAGUUUAUUAAAAAUUAUUUUUAUUUUAAAUAAAAAAUAGAAAAUUAUAUAUAUUUAUAAAUAGUGUAUUUAUAAUAAAUAUAUAUAAUAAAAUAAU